GGUAAAACUCUGGCUCUGUCUCUACCAGUAUACCUAUAACGUCUCCCCACAAAUAAGGGUCAUUUCAGCGAAUGACGGAUCCGUUUGCCACUUCUCUCCAACGUGUCUUCCUUUACAUAUCUUACGCUUCCCUGUAUAUAUACUCUCCCAGAUAUACCUAUUUUCCUACAUGUUCAACUGCAAAAAAAGAAACAAUGUUGGCAGCUACAAACGCAACAGAGGAGCAUGUGCACUCCACUUUUGCAUCUAGAUACGUUCGCGCUCCUGUUCCAAGGUUCAAGAUGCCGGAAAAGUCGAUUCCAAAGGACGCGGCGUAUCAAGUAAUACAUGAUGAGCUUAUGCUGGAUGGAAAUCCGAGGUUGAACUUGGCUUCAUUUGUUACAACAUGGAUGGAACCUGAGUGUGAUAAGCUUAUGAUGGCUGCAAUUAAUAAGAACUAUGUUGACAUGGAUGAAUACCCUGUCACCACUGAACUCCAGAAUCGAUGUGUAAACAUGAUUGCAAACCUGUUCCAUGCUCCGGUUGGGGAAGAAGAGACAGCAGUAGGUGUGGGAACAGUUGGUUCCUCUGAGGCUAUAAUGCUGGCUGGAUUAGCUUUUAAAAGGAGGUGGCAACAUAAGAGAAAAACAGAGGGAAAACCCACUGAUAAUCCCAACAUAGUCACGGGAGCUAACGUGCAGGUUUGCUGGGAGAAGUUUGCAAGGUAUUUUGAGGUAGAGCUGAAGGAAGUAAAGCUGAAAGAGGGAUAUUACGUUAUGGACCCAGAACAAGCGGUAGAGCUAGUAGAUGAGAACACCAUAUGUGUAGCAGCUAUUUUGGGAUCAACGCUGACAGGAGAGUUUGAGGACGUGAAGACGUUGAAUGACCUCCUUAUGAAGAAAAAUGAGGAGACUGGUUGGGGCACCCCCAUCCAUGUAGACGCUGCCAGCGGAGGAUUUAUUGCUCCUUUUCUUUACCCGGAUCUCGAGUGGGAUUUCCGGCUACCUUUAGUGAAGAGCAUCAAUGUGAGUGGCCACAAAUAUGGCCUCGUCUAUGCUGGUGUUGGUUGGGUUGUUUGGAGGAACAAAGAGGAUUUGCCCGAUGAUCUUGUCUUUCACAUCAACUACCUUGGCUCUGAUCAACCCACUUUCACCCUCAACUUCUCCAAAGGCUCUAGUCAAAUAAUUGCUCAGUAUUACCAGUUUCUACGCCUUGGUUUUGAGGGGUACAAGAACAUAAUUGAGAACUGCAUGGAGAAUAUGAAAGUGCUUAAACAAGGCAUACAGAACACCGGGAGGUUUAACAUAUUGUCAAAGGAUAUAGGAGUACCGCUAGUGGCCUUUUCUCUAAAAGAUAGCAGCAAACAUACAGUGUUUGAGAUAGCCGAGAACUUGCGAAGGUUUGGAUGGAUCCUUCCGGCUUAUACAAUGCCUGCCAACGCACAGCACGUGGCUGUCCUCCGAGCAGUGAUCCGAGAAGAUUUCAGCCAUGGGCUGGCGAAAAGACUGGUGGAACACAUUGAGCAAGUCCUCAAGGAAAUGGAUGGCCUCCCGAGUCGCCUUCAACAUAAGAAGACCGAAAGAGAAACUCAGGAAGAGGUCUUUAGGUACUGGAAACGCCUUGUAGAUCGCAAGAGAGCUGGAGUCUGUUGAUUUUUUCAUCUCUGUUUCCCAACACCACGGCCCUUCUUCAACAAAUUUUUUGCUUUCCAUAACAAUUAUGCUGCUCUUUUAAAUAAACAUUUUAUAGUAUCUUGGCUAUUAUGUAUGUUUUCCAGGCGAUGGGUGGAUUCCUUGUAUGCUUGAAUCGGAGCAUCAUCACUCCAUUAAAAUGCACAUUAAUUUCUCCAUUGUUAAAUAAACAUUUACUUUAGAUUUUCUCCCUAAUAAUUUUGUCACCAGAUUGACACUACAACAAAACUGCCAUAUACAUUUUCAAAAAAAAAAAAAACAAAAAAA
This is a messenger RNA of Gossypium raimondii (Peruvian cotton), 1937 nucleotides long. RefSeq names its product glutamate decarboxylase 5. The record is from RefSeq and is a predicted model, not a curated record. The coding region runs from base 72 to 1631 and encodes 519 amino acids. Gene Ontology annotation, biological process: L-glutamate catabolic process. The transcript is spliced from 6 exons. Gene Ontology annotation, molecular function: glutamate decarboxylase activity; pyridoxal phosphate binding. Gene Ontology annotation, cellular component: cytosol. NCBI's taxonomy places the organism in Eukaryota, Viridiplantae, Streptophyta, Magnoliopsida, Malvales, Malvaceae.